Larimichthys crocea (large yellow croaker) is the source of this 2731-nucleotide messenger RNA. It is a transcript of the gene znf395a, whose product is annotated as zinc finger protein 395a. The record is from RefSeq and is a predicted model, not a curated record. NCBI's taxonomy places the organism in Eukaryota, Metazoa, Chordata, Actinopteri, Sciaenidae. Gene Ontology annotation, cellular component: nucleus. Gene Ontology annotation, molecular function: RNA polymerase II cis-regulatory region sequence-specific DNA binding; DNA-binding transcription factor activity. Gene Ontology annotation, biological process: regulation of transcription by RNA polymerase II. Bases 130 to 1245 code for a protein of 371 amino acids. The transcript is spliced from 9 exons.
UGCAGCACACACACACUCACACACACACACACUCAUUGAACAGCAGUGGACACGUUAGCUGGAUCUUGUUGUUGUUUUUGUGUUGGAGGUUCUGGUUCUGGUUCUGGUUCUGGUUCUGGUUCUGCAGACAUGUUGCCAAAAACUCGUCUGGGGAAGCGUUCUCCUCUGGGGGCGCUGGUGAGCUCCAUGGGCGACAACGGCGUCACCGUGACAACAGCAGCAGCAGGCCGGGUCAAAGGUCAUCCCGGGCUGAAGGUGUAUUUCCAGUGUGGAGGAGCAGGUGAACCUUCAGGUGUGCUGGAUCAGCCGGACCUGAUGCAGAGCGAGGCCUCGGCCCGCUCGUCCUCGCUGUCCAGCAGCAGAUCCGUCUCAUCCUGCAUCGACGUCCCCAGAAGUCAGAGGAGUCCGGAGGAGGUCGACAUGGACGAGCUGAUGGCGGCGAUGGUCCUCAGCAGUUUGUCCUGCAGCCCUCUGCUGCAUAGCCCCGCCGGCCCGGACGCCACAGCUCCUCCGAUGGACUGCGGCGGCGGGGAGCUCUCCGACGGCGGCAGCAGCGGCUACUGGAGCGUCGGCCAUGGCAACGGAAGCCCGGCUCCCUCUCCACCAAUCACAGAGCCUGCCGCCCACAGCCCGACCACGCCCCCUGACGAAGGCCUGGACAUGGAGCUGGAACAGGUGCUGUUCGACGAGCCGGCGCCGCGGAAACGCAGGAACUCGGUGAAGGCGGCGUACAGGUGUCUGUGGCCCAGCUGUGGGAAGGUGCUCACGUCAGUGGUGGGAAUCAAACGUCACAUCCGGACGACGCACCUGUGCCGCGGCGGCGAGCAUGAGCGUUGCUCUCGCAGUGAGGAGGAUUUCUACUACACUGAGAUCAACCAAUGGGAUCGGCCGCCGUCUCCUCCGCGUCCUGUCCUCGGUGGCUCCGCCUCCCCCAGCUCCCCUUCCUCCUCCCCCUCCUCCCCUCCCAGCCCUGAGAAGCUUCAGACAGACAGAGAGACAGACAGACAGACAGACAGAGAGACAGACAGACAGACAGACUCUCACUCUUCUCUUCUUCUUCAGGGUUUGGCGUUUCGGGUGCGUUCGGCCAGUGUUGGAGAGCAGUGGCUGCAGCAUCAGAGCGCCCCCUGCAGGAGGAUUCGCGGUGAAGCAAAGAAAUGCCGGAAAGUUUACGGCAUCGAGCACAGAGACCAGUGGUGCACGGCGUGCCGCUGGAAGAAAGCCUGCCAGCGCUUCCUCGACUGAACCACAGAGGAAGAGCGAGACGAAGAGGAGGAAAGAACAAGGACUGAAGCAGGCUGGGGACGUCAGCCUCACCUGGUGGACGGACGGACGUCAGCCUCACCUGGUGGACGGACGGACGUCAGCCUCACCUGGUGGACGGACGUCAGCCUCACCUGGUGGACGGACAGAUGUCAGCCUCACCUGGUGGACGUUUUUAUAUUUUCUGUUUUUUAUACUCUUUCUACAUUUUUUUGCUAAAGUGUCUUCACUCUGUUUUUUACAUUACGUGUUUCGUAGAUGUCGUUUCCUGUCGGUGCUUCUUGAUUGGGGCAGCUAUCAUGUGACCUUUGACCUUGAAAGUAAGGAGUCACAUAAACAUUCAGUAACCAUGGAAACGCUCGCUCGGCUCGGCUCGGUCAGCUGGUUCAGGUUCACAGAGAUAACUUCACUUUCCAGCACCUGUUUGGCUCCUCACCAGCACAUGGUCAGUCACAUGAUCAGAAGGCAUCAGCGCUCUGUGUACCUGAACCAGGUGAGGCAGCUCAGCUAAUGGACCUGUACGUGCCAUAUUAUACACAGACGACGCCCAGAUUUCCAUACAGACUGUUCGUUCAGAUAUUUGAUCAAAUCAGAUUUUAUUUGUAAAGUCACAAAAACUUUUAACAGGGAAAAAAGGUUAGCUUAGCUUAGCAUAAAGACUGGAAACAGGUGGAAACUGCUAGCCUGUCCAAAAGCAAAAGAAAACCUGAAGGUGUCCAUCCGUGACUUUUAUUAAUAUUCACUUUAUUCCAAAGUGCAAACACAAAUAAGACGUUAAAGAUGUGAAGCAAAGUUCUUUGUUAGUAUUAACGUGAAUAUAUGCAGACAUUUAAUCUGGAUGAUGAUGGAUCACUGAUGAAGUUUUUAGUUUAGUUCUGCGGUGGCUAAAUGUGAAAUGAUCUCCACCAGACGUUCGUCUCCAGCAACACGUUGACGCAAUCUUCUUGAGCUUUGGUUGAAGUUCGAGUUUGUAUGAACGAGGCCUGCCGUGAUGUUCAGACGUCAGGGAAACAAAGGUCAUUGAAGGUGUCACUGAACGAAUCUGAAGCUUCACCUGGUCAGCAGCGUGUUCAUAUCCUGCCAAAUCACUGCCGUCAUCUUUGUGGUGCGUUCAGGUGCAACACACGUGCUGCGUUUGAGUGUUGGUCGGCGUGUCGGAGAGCUUUAACUCAUUUGUAAAUAUCCCUUCACUUCAUUUCCCAUCAGCCCUUUCUUCAGCCGUUCUGUGUUUGGAAACUGAAGCCAUGUCCACUCGGUGUCCGUGGAAACCACAUGCAGUAUUGAUUCAGAUUCAUCAGAUGUUCUUCGAGGUGUACAUAUCAGAGUUAUGAAUCUUCUUCUGAGGCCUUCAGCGUUCAGCAAAGACUGUUUAUGUCCUCCACUUCCUGUUUGUUCAGCAGCAAAUGUAAACGAUGAUCACUCUUUUCUACAAAGUCCUCGUGUCCAAUAAAAGACGACUCGGACUCAA